Messenger RNA from Trypanosoma rangeli, 921 nucleotides. RefSeq lists its product as uncharacterized. The record is from RefSeq and is a predicted model, not a curated record. Bases 1 to 921 code for a protein of 306 amino acids. The transcript has a single exon. Lineage: Eukaryota; Euglenozoa; Kinetoplastea; Trypanosomatida; Trypanosomatidae.
AUGCUACGCCUGCGUUGCACCUUGGGGGCCUCCUUUGUGGCGCUCCAGCGCGAGGCCCUCGUGCGCCGCCAUGGCCGAUGCUCGAUGCGGCCGGUGGGGUACGCCCUUCUCGUCCCCAACCGCAUGCUUCACCAGGCUGCGCCGCUUCUCUCCGCGUUAGCGACCCAGCGCCGGUGGGUGCGUACCCGCGGGGAUCGCUCCGGUGAAGAGAGCAGCGCUGAUGGCAGCAAGCAGGAGGGUGCGGAGCACGCAAAGGCCAAAGGCGCUCAAGGUGAAGGGGGCGAGAAGACAGGGAAAAAGACCACUGGAUUUCGGGCUCAUUUGGAGGGGCUAAGGGAGGACUACGUGCGGUUUCCCGACAUUUACAAUAGUGCCAAUGCUCUGAACUUCAUCCUCUUCACAGUUUUCUGUCUUUGUAGCACCGGCAGUAACGUGGAGGAAAAGUGGUGGCUGGAUAAUUGGGGCGUUGAUGCCCGGUUCGCGCCGCUUGCAUGGGGGCUGCACUCUCUCCUAAUGAACAACUUUCUCUCCAUGACAUUCGCCAUGAUGCUUUUACACACCAUGUGCCACAGCGUGCUACCAACGUUAGGCUCACGUGGCCUCACGAUGUACUGCGCCAUAACGGCUGUGGCAUCUGGUUUUCUCAUGUGGGCGUAUAAUUACAUGAUGAGCAACACAACAGAAAAGCAAUUUGGGCCGUGGGACAUUGUGGCGGCGUUGUUUGUGAUGCAGUACCUGCACCAGGGAUUCUCGCCGGUGUGCAUUCUCAACAGCUUCAACGGAUGGGUGCGCUACGCCUGCUGGGUGGGGGCUGUAUGCAUUCUAUACUUUGACUGGCAGCCCACCGUGGCGGGCACGAUUGUGGGCCUGGCACUCUGCAAAGGGCAUCCCAAGUUCCGCGUGACCGGUCCUGUUAGCUGA